AUGACAAUUACCGUGGACCCAUCGGGGAAUGGAAACUUCUCUACAAUACAAUCUGCUAUUGAUUCAGUCCCUUCCAACAAUGCGUAUUGGAUUACCAUUUAUGUGAAGGCAGGCAGAUACAGGGAAAAGGUGACGAUCCCUAAUGACAAGCCAUACAUCACACUACAAGGAGAGGGACAAGAUAACACUUUUGUUGAAUGGAAUGACCAUGAUUCAAUUGCACGGAGUGCUACAUUCUCAACCAUGGCAAACAACGUUGUCGUUAAGCACAUUAGCUUUAGGAAUUCAUACAAUAAUCCAAAAAAUGGUAACCCCAUUGUAGCUGCCGUAGCAGCAAUGGUCAGCGGCGACAAGUCAUACUUCUUAAAUGUUGGCUUCUAUGGUCUGCAAGACACUUUAUGGGAUGACCAAGGAAGACAUUACUACAACAUUUGCACCAUUGAAGGAGCUGUGGAUUUUAUCUUUGGUACAGGCCAAUCUCUAUAUGAGGAGUGUACUAUAUCAGUCAUUGGUGCAGCUCUAGCUCCAGGAGUACCUGGUUAUAUCACUGCACAAGGGAGAACAAAUCCAAACGAUGGAAAUGGGUUUGUUUUCAAGAAUUGCCAAGUCUCUGGAAAUGGCACAACGUACCUGGGGAGACCAUGGAGAAGCUACGCAAGAGUUCUUUUUUACAAGACUAGUAUGUCCCAGAUUGUACAACCAAGUGGUUGGGAGCCAUGGAAUUUCGCUGGACACGAGGAUCAGUUAACAUUCGCAGAAUAUGAGAAUUCUGGACCUGGUUCUGACACUUCUAAGAGAGUGAAAUGGACAAAGAAACUGAGUUUAGAGACAGUUAAUGCGAUGGCAAGUCUUAGCUUCGUUGACAAUGACGGUUGGUUGAAGGAUUUGGCUCUUUUCUUUUACGAGAAUGUAGAACCGUUUGUUGAAAGAGUUAUAACAGAUUUUGAUCUUGUUAGUAUCAGAACUAGCCCGAUUUCAAACUCUAGUGUCAAGUUUAAGUGUGAAGAGUGUCUGAAAUCCAUUAGAGAGUGGUGUUCUCAAAGAGGUGCUUGGUGUCGCCACCUUCAAACUCACACGCCACUCCUAGAAGUCCACGCUCCGCCACUUGUUCCUCAUGCAUCCAUAUGCCUGCUAAAGGUUGAAGAAGUUGACGUCACCGUCAUGUACACUCCUCCUACGUCAGACAGAGAAAAUUAG
Messenger RNA from Abrus precatorius (Indian licorice), 1197 nucleotides. RefSeq names its product probable pectinesterase 55. Gene Ontology annotation, biological process: cell wall modification. Bases 1 to 1197 code for a protein of 398 amino acids. The transcript has 8 exons. The record is from RefSeq and is a predicted model, not a curated record. Gene Ontology annotation, molecular function: pectinesterase activity. Lineage: Eukaryota; Viridiplantae; Streptophyta; Magnoliopsida; Fabales; Fabaceae.